CCCGCAGAUAACCGUCGCGGCCUGAUGACGUCGCACAAUGGCCGGCCCCCGCGGCUAGUGGAGCCCGUUUGUUCCGCCCUCGUCGCGCCUGAAGCCGGAGCCUGUGAGCAGCGGAAGGGCCGAGAGACGCCUUCUCCGCGCCGUCCCGACCCCUGCGAAGCCGUGGCCCCCUCUCUGCCCUCGAGCUGAGGUUUCAUCAAGGUACCAUGUAACAUGACUGUGGCAUACAUUGUUUUAAAUUAAAAGUCUUGAAGACUCAGAACCGUGGGUACUGAUGGAUGUGGCCGAGAGCCCUGACCGGGACCCUCGCUCUCCGGAGGACGAAGAAGAAGAGCAGCAGGGGCUCUCGGACGAUGACAUCCUGAGGGAAAGCGGGUCUGAGCAGGAUCUGGACGCGGCGGGCGGGAGGGCUUCCGACUUGGAGGAUGAGGAGAGCGUGGCCCCGGGACUGAGCCAGGAGGACGAGGAGAGUCACUCCGACGAGGACGACCGGGACUCUGAGGCUCAGGAGCUGAGCAGGGGCCCGGCCAGCCCCCCUCGAGCCGAGGGGGACUGUGCCAGCGACCUGAGGGACGAGGCCUCGUCAGUCACCAGGGACCUGGAUGAGCAUGAGCUAGAUUACGAUGAGGAGGUGCCCGAGGAGCCAGCCCCCGGCGCGCAGGAGGACGAUGCUGAGAAGGCUGGGCCCGAGGAUGACGAGGAGCGCGGAGAGGGGGCUCCUGGGGAGGAGGGGAAGGUGGGGGUCCGCACCGUGGAAGACAAGGAGCCCCCAGAAGCUGCCAAGGAGAAGAGGAAAGAGGAUGACGACGGGGAGAUCGACGACGGGGAGAUCGAUGACGAUGACCUGGAGGAGGGUGAGGUGAAGGACCCCAGUGACAGGAAGGUGAGGCCUCGUCCCACCUGCCGAUUCUUCAUGAAAGAUGUUGUGACACCAUUGUCCACUCCUCCACCAAUAUCAAAUUCCAUACCAUUCAGAGGCCAGGUUAAAGGGAACUGCACCUGGGGCAUGAACUGCAGGUUCAUACACCCCGGAGUCAACGACAAGGGCAACUACUCCCUCAUCACCAAGGCCGAGCCCUUCCCACCCAAUGGGGCCCCGCCGCUCGGACCGCACCCCCUGAUGCCUGCCAACCCAUGGGGCGGGCCUGUAGUAGAUGAAAUUUUGCCUCCACCCCCUCCAGAACCCCCCACAGAGAGUGCCUGGGAACGAGGACUCCGGCAUGCAAAGGAGGUUUUGAAAAAAGCAACCAUUCGAAAAGAACAGGAGCCUGAUUUUGAAGAGAAAAGGUUUACAGUGACCAUUGGUGAAGAUGAGCGAGAGUUUGACAAAGAAAAUGAAGUUUUCCGAGACUGGAACUAUCGGAUCACGAGAGAUGUCAGAGACACAGCACUUGAGCCUUACGCAGACCCUUACUACGACUACGAGAUAGAGCGCUUCUGGCGUGGCGGGCAGUAUGAGAACUUUCGGGUGCAGUACACAGAGGCCGAGCCGUACCAUAACUACCGGGAAAGAGAGCGAGAACGGGAGCGGGAGAACAGACAGCGCGAGCGGGAGCGCGAGCGCGAGCGGGACCGGGAGCGGGAGCGGCGCCAGCGGGAGCGCGAGCGCGAGCGCGAGCGCGAGCGGGACAAGGAGCGGCAGCGGCGGAAGGAGGAGUGGGAGCGCGAGCGCGCCAAGCGGGACGAAAAGGACAGGCAGCACCGAGACCGCGACAAGGAGCGCGAGAAGGACAAGGAGAAGCCCAAGGCCCGCUCCCCGCAGCCACCCAGCCGUCAAGCUGAACCACCAAAGAAGGAGACUGCGUCCACAGGACCCCAGGUGAAGAGAGCCGACGAGUGGAAGGACCCCUGGCGCCGGUCCAAGUCUCCAAAGAAGAAACUCGGGGUGUCGGUCUCCCCUAGCCGCGCUCGACGGCGUCGAAAAACAUCAGCCUCGUCGGCCUCUGCUUCCAAUUCCUCCAGGUCCUCCUCACGGUCGUCGUCCUAUUCCGGCUCCGGCUCGUCCCGCUCCCGGUCCCGCUCCUCGUCCUACAGCUCCUACUCCAGCCGGUCCUCCAGGCACAGCUCAUUCUCAGGCAGCCGGUCCAGCAGGUCCCGGUCCUUCUCCUCGUCCCCAUCGCCAUCCCCGACGCCCUCCCCACACAGACCUGGCAGAGCCAAGGGGGAGCCAGCUCCGCCUCCCACGAAAGCAGGAGAGAAGCUGCUAAAGAAGCCAGCCCCUCCUCCAGCCCUACCGCAGGCCCCCAAAACCACCACUGCCCCCGAGCCCACCAAGCCCGGCGGAGACCCUCGGGAAGCCAGGAGGAGGGAGCGGCAGGCCAGGAGCCCCCCCAGGAGGCGCACGGUCAGCGGCAGCGGCAGCGGCAGCAGCUACAGCGGCUCCAGCUCCAGAUCCAGGUCGCUGUCCCACCUCUCCUGCCCCCACCCCAUCCCGCAGCCUCUGCCUGCGGUCGGGGCCCAGGAAACCCCGCGGAGGCCACCUCGAUCGCUGAGCGUGAGCAGUGUGUCCUCGGUGUCCAGUGCCACAUCAAGCAGCAGCUCAGCGCACAGCGUGGACUCGGAUGACAUGUACGCAGACCUGGCCAGCCCUGUGUCCUCGGCUAGCUCGCGGUCCCCCACCCCAGCCCAGACCAAGAAGGAGAAAGGAAAAUCUAAGAAGGAGGACGGUGUGAAAGUGGAUAAGCGGAAACGGGAUUCAUCCACACAGCCGCCUAAACCCUCAAGAACCCCUGCGGGCGGCAGGUCCUCCCAGCAGCCCACCACCCCCCAGCAGGCGCCACCAGGCCAGCCCCCAGCAGCCACAUUCAUUGCCCACAAGGAGAUCAAGUUGACGCUGCUGAACAAGGCCACUGACAAGGGGAGCAGGAAGCGCUACGAGCCCUCAGACAAGGACAGGCAGAGCCCACCGCCAGCCAAGCGCGCUAACCUCUCCCCGGACCGAGGUUCUCGGGACCGGAAGUCAGGUGGGAGAGUCAGUUCCCCGAAGCCAGAGCGGCAGAGGGGCCAGAAUUCCAAGGCCCCCUCGGCCCCGACAGACAGGAAGCGCCCGCUGUCACCCCAGUCCAAGAGCUCCAGCAAGGUCACCAGCGUGCCUGGCAAAGCCUCGGACACCAGCACCACCGCCACUGCGGGCACCAAGUCAGGGAAGGCCAGCACGCUGUCACGGCGGGAGGAGCUGCUGAAGCAGCUCAAGGCUGUGGAGGACGCCAUCGCCCGCAAGCGGGCCAAGAUCCCUGGGAAGGUGUAGCCCGGGCUCUGCUCCCCGAGGCAGGGACUCACCUGUUUUUAUAAAUAGGGUAAGCGCAGCCAUUUUGGAUUUUGCAGUUUAUGUCUUAUUUUGGCUGUGAUUCUUUUUAAAAAUUAAAAAAGAAAAAAAAAGUUUCUCAGCUGGAAAAGAAGCCACACAUGUAAUGAAGAUGACGCUGAAUCCCAGACUGAACCAACCCCUUCCCAGAGCAGAAGUCCUUCGAGCCAGGUGGGCGAGGGCACAGCGGCACCGAGGACCAGCUCUGAUUUUAUGUCAGUUACGAGUCCUCCCUCCGCUCAGGCAGGCGUCCCCAGCUCCACCCUCCUCCUGUAACCAGGAACACUUGAGUGCUGCCGAGCGUCUUCCCCACCCCGCCGUCCCCAGGAUCAAAAAUAUAUAUAUUCUUGACUAAAGUCUGAUUGGGAAAUACUCCUAUCUUUUAUUUUAAGCAUCAAAUUGUUUUAGUUGAUUUAAAAAGGAAAAAAAGAAAAACACAGAAAAGACUGAAAAAAAAAAAAAAAAGGCCAAGGGUAUUGUUGGGCAUCUGUCAGAUGUGGAGGGUCUUUUUUUGAGGGGUCUCCUAAAAUAAAAUAUUUUGAUAAACA
Bubalus bubalis (water buffalo) is the source of this 3852-nucleotide messenger RNA. RefSeq names its product zinc finger CCCH-type containing 18 (gene ZC3H18). The transcript has 20 exons. NCBI's taxonomy places the organism in Eukaryota, Metazoa, Chordata, Mammalia, Artiodactyla, Bovidae. Bases 275 to 3247 code for a protein of 990 amino acids. Gene Ontology annotation, molecular function: metal ion binding. The record is from RefSeq and is a predicted model, not a curated record.